Condylostylus longicornis is the source of this 1042-nucleotide messenger RNA. Its product is annotated as valacyclovir hydrolase. NCBI's taxonomy places the organism in Eukaryota, Metazoa, Arthropoda, Insecta, Diptera, Dolichopodidae. The transcript has 3 exons. The record is from RefSeq and is a predicted model, not a curated record. The coding region runs from base 123 to 965 and encodes 280 amino acids.
UAAGGCUGUAGAGGAAUAAUAAGACUGUAAGAGUUGAUAGUUGAAAAAGUAUUGUAUCUGGAAAAAAAUCAUCUUUGCAAAAUAAUUUUAAAUUAUUUGGCAACUUUAGUGAAAACUUAAAAAUGGGUUUUGCUAACAGUAUUAAAUUUUUACAAAAAAUUAAAUUCGCAAGCCGAAUGUUUUCUACCCAAGUUAAGGAAAAGAAAAUUAAAAUAUCAUCAGAUAUUUCCGUGAAUAUUGUUGAAUCGGGGCAAGGUAAAAAAAGUAUAUUAUGUAUGCCAGGAGCACUAGGAUCUGCCUGGACUGAUUUUAAACCUCAAAUAGAGUUAUUGCCAAAACUGUUACCAGACUAUAAAAUUAUAGCUUGGGAUCCACCAGGUUACGGUAAAUCUAUACCGCCUCAAAAACAAUUUGGCUUGGAUUUUUUUAAUAAAGAUGCUGAAUAUGCUCAUCAAUUAAUGUUAGAAUUAGGAUCACCCAAUUAUUCAAUAUUAGGUUGGAGUGAUGGUGGUAUCACUGCUAUAAUUUUAGCUGGAACAAAUACAAAAGCUGUGGAAAAAUUAGUUAUUUGGGGUGCUAAUGCUUUUAUAAACGAGGAAGAUGUAAAACUUUAUGAAGCAAUUCGAGAUGUGAAAAAAUGGUCACCUCGAAUGAGAGAACCAAUGGAAAAAAUCUAUGGUGUUGAUGGUUUUCCAAAAUUAUGGUCUGAUUGGGUUGAUAUUAUGACGUUAAUCUAUAAGGAAAAGAAGGGAAAUAUUUGUAUGGAAGAGGUAGAAAAAAUUUCUUGUCCAACUUUAAUUGUUCAUGGUAAAAAAGAUCCAAUGAUUUCUCCUGAGCAUGUUCCGUAUUUAAAAGAGAAAAUAACUAACUGCAGUUAUUACGAGUUCCCAGAAGGAAAACAUAAUAUACAUUUACGUUAUGCUGAGCAAUUCAACAAAUUAGUAUCAGAAUUUAUAAAAAGAUAAUCGCUGUUAUAUGCUAUGUUUUUUAUAUUUUUCAGAAAAUUUUUCUAAGUAAUAAAGAUCUAGAUUUUUUAAUUUUA